AUGCUAGACGGCAGUCUACAAAUACCAGCACCAUGCCCAUUGACAAGAGACUCAGAAACGCGUGUUCCUUAUAUGGUAAUUGGAGACGAAGGUUUCGGAUUACACGACAAUUUACUAAGGCCGUUUAGCGGGACGCAUCUGGACAAAAAUAAGCAAAUAUUCAACUAUCGUUUGACUAGAGCUAGGAGAUACGUUGAAUGUGGCUUCGGUAUCUUAGCUAAUAAGUGGAGAAUAUUCCAUCGGCCUCUAGACAUCGAUAAAACAACAGCUGUAUGGACUGUUAAGGCAUGUACUAUUCUACACAACUUUAUAAGCGACAAGGAGGGCUCAAACAGUGACAAUAACGUAUCUGAAGAAUUUAGUUACGAAAACCUACCCCAUGAAGUAAGAACACGAGGUGGUAAUACUGUUAAUUUAGUUCGAACAGAAUUCGUGAACUAUUUCAUGUCCGAAGCUGGAUCAGUUCCAUGGCAGGAUGAAGCUAUUUAG
Messenger RNA from Parnassius mnemosyne (clouded apollo), 489 nucleotides. The record is from the annotation of a GenBank genome assembly. Lineage: Eukaryota; Metazoa; Arthropoda; Insecta; Lepidoptera; Papilionidae.